AGGAAACUUGAUAAAAAGUUCAAGGAAGAGAAAUCAAAAAUGAGACGCGAAUUCGAAGAUGUCAUCGCAGAUAAAAACGAAGAAAUAAAAAUGCUGCGAAGAGAUUUGUUGCGUAUGCAGAAGAACGGAGACAGCUUACCUCGGACCUCGCCAGACUGCGAUGUUUACAUUAAACGAACAGAACAUGAAACUGAGUUGAAACGAGCCAAGGAAGAAUUCGAUGGUGAAAAAUUAGAACUAGAGAGGAAAUCUGACCGAGAAAAGGCAGAACUUGUGCAAGUUUUUACGAAUCAGACCGAACGAACGAAUAGUUACUUUCAGGAGGAGAGGCAAAGAAUCCAAGAAGAUCACCGAAAGGAAUUACAGUUUAAGCUAGAGGUUACUGAAAGGUUGCUUUCCGAGAAAUUUGAGCUUGAAAAGACAAGAAUGAUUCAACAAUUUGAGCGCGAGAUAAAAGAGCUACAGGAGAGUUUAGAAAUCGGCUGUAAAGAGAAGCUUCUUGAAAAAGAAGAAGCUAUUGAUGAGCUAGAGAGAGAGAAAAGAGAAUUGCUGAAUGCAUUGCAAAUCGAAAGGUUUAGUUUAGCUCAGGUUUAUAGUCGUGAACUAUCUUUGCUUACUCAGCUAGAUCGUCCGACCAAAGAGGACGUGGAAGUCGCUCUCAUCGACGAAAUUGCCAAACUGAAACAAGACCACGAUGAAGCGCUAACUGAGAUGGAUGGACAACACAAGCAGAGGAUAGAGGCAAUUAAGAGGGGCCAGCAACCUAUCAAAGAAUUAGAAAACAAACAACGCAAAGAAAUCGAGAACCUUAAAAAGCAGUUUGAAAAUGAGAAAGAGAGUUUGGAGGCAGAAUUCAGAAAAGAGCAGUUCAAUUUGUUAAAGAAUUUUGAAUUUGAACGAAAUGACUUAGAACAACGAUAUGAAGAGAUGAUAAAUGAGAAGGAAUUGGAAAUUCAACAGAAGGAAGACGACAUGCGAAACAUCUACGAGGGGGAACUUGAUGGACUCAAGAAAAUUGUAGAGGAACAGAGAAAAGAACUGGAAGUAUCCAAGCAGAAACUGGAAGAUUUGGCCGGUGAGAUGGAGGAGUUUGCUAGCGAGAAGAAUAGAAUGGAGGAAAAAUUUUACAAGGAAAAUAAUCAAUGUCAAAACCUGGAACAAAAUAUGCAAAAUGAUCUGCAAGUAUUGGAGAAAAACAUGAAGGAAACUAAAGCAUUACAUCAUCAGGAACUUGUUGCAAAAAUGGAAGAGUUUGCCAAGGAAAAAGAUGAACUGAGGAAAAACAGUGAAAAUGAAAAGGUAAAUUUGCAAAGGGAAAUCGAAAUUCUUAAGGGAAGGUUGGAAGAAAUCCAAAAAACACCAGAACACUUUAUCAUUGCCACCAGUGAGAACGUUCUGGAAAAGGACUUCGUUGAGGACGACGCAGGUGAUAUCGCAUGCAGCUACGCAAUGGGGAGCAAUGAGCCUAAAACAGUAGAAAACAAAAUCCCAGUAGGAGAAAAUCAAGAAGAAGAAGAAGGCCAAUUAGUGGGGAAGGAAAAUGAUGGAGCGUUUUUUGAAAAGACAGAAAGGAAAGAGGAGACGCGACCGCAGCGGGUCCAACAAAAAGAUGUAAGCAAAGGUAUUCGGAAAAUUCAAGAAAGAUUGAAAGAAUGUCUAACUGAUAAGGAAAACGAGGAUACCUUGGAACAUCUCGGCACAUCCAAUAAGCGACUAAAGGAAGCAAUCAAUCAGGCCAUCUUGGAGCUGGACAAGCUUUGCGAUGACAAAGUUGAAUGCGAUGAUGUGACCCACAUCAGGUCACAGACAGUAGUUUCCCCCUUCGAUCGGCUUCUAGCUCUGGAUGAGCAUCUGACCGAUGAAGGAACAGGUGGAGAAAAUGACAAUGCUAGUAAUGACCAGGUUAAAGAAAAGAUCAAAGCAGUGUUGAAUAAUGCACACUUAUCACAUGAAGUUGAAAAACUACAUCUAAUAGAAAGACACCAGGAAGAACUCAACGAGCUACUGAAGGAGCUGGCAGAUGAGAAGACAAAAAGAGUUCAAGAGACACAGCUAGCACUGAAAUAUCUUCAAGAAAACGACCAAAAUAGAGCUAGAACCUUGGAUUGUGUAACGUUUAAGGUCACCGAAGACAAAGGAAGAACAACAGAUGACCUUCAGUUCAGGCAAGACAAAGGCGGUUAUGGGAGCAUGAAAAGACCCAAUAGUGAGAACAGUACACACUCUUCCUCAAACACUGCGGAAGAGGUGAGGCAAGAGAAAAAAGAAAUGAAACGAUCAAUCGAAGAACUGGAAAGGCAUUUCAAAAGUGAAAAGUCGGAACUAAUGGAAAAACUACAAACACAACAUAAGGAAUUUGUGAUGAGCACUGAAGGAGAAAUUAUUGAAAAUCUUCUGAGGCAGAAGUCUAAUUUGGAGGAAGCUUUCAAUCUAGAACGAUUCUGCUUAGGCAGACUUUACUACUUGGAAAUGAAGGAUGAACUAGAGAGUGCUCUUAACUGCAAGACAGACAAAAUGAAAAAGGAUCAUGAUCUUGACAAAAUGGAAAUUAUCCUGAAAUACGAAAAAGACAUUGCAGACUUACAAACUUUACUGUCGGAAAAGAGUGAGAUGGAGCUAAGAUUGUUGCAGGACAAAAAUGAUACACUGAGGAAACUCCUUGAUGCGCAGAAAAGAAGCGCUCCUGAGAGGAAUAAAGCUAAAAAACGACGGAAAGACCAAGAUCGACUUGAGAGAGAGAAAGAAAACCUGGACCUUACAAUUCCACUGAAGAAAGAACUAGCUGAUUUACAGAACAAAAGGCAAAAAGAACAUGAAACAGCCGUUGCCAAUCUCAAUAACGCCAUUGAUUUAUUGAAAGAAGUGUUAUCCAGCACUCAAUCCAUCUCAGAAGGAGAAGAAAAGCAAAACAACCGACAAAGAUUUCUUAGUGAAGACCCCCCGCGUUUGGUGGUAACAUCACCCAUAGGAAAAGCGAACGUCAGAAACUGUAAACGACUUUUGGUAUCCGAUGAUGAGAUUUGCAACAGAGAAGAAUUAAGGGCUGCCCUGGAGAACCUUAUCGAACUGGUUCUCAACGACGAAGAUUCUCUUUACGAUUCUGAAUCCACUUCUGGUGCGAGCUCAGAUUUAGAAUCCGAGGAUUCUGGUCCGACAACUCCAAUCGGUGAAAGCGACGAAGGAGCAUAUUCUGGUCCUGAGUCAACGGAGGAUGAUGCAUUAAAUAUAAAGAAAUCUGAGUUAUAUUUUGCCUUUAAUCUCGAGAGAUUCAAUCUGAGCAGAGUGUACUAUGGAGAAUACAGAGACAGUUUAAAGAAAGUCAUGAGAAAAUUAGCUAAAGCUAAAGACUCGCUACGCAAUAAACGAAACGAUCUAGAGAAUGAGAUGCUGAAUGGCAUCAAACAAUUAGUCGACAAGACGCAGUUUGGUAAUCCUACUAAACAAAUCCUAGUAACCAAACGGAACAUUGACACCCAGACAUUUGAUAUAAAUGACAUACCAAGUGCUGAUCAUGAUAAUUUGUCUGAGCAAGGUACUGAAGGUGAGCGCUCCUUAGAAACUGAGAAGAGAGUCGAUGGCUCUUUAACCAGUAGGGGCGAUAAUGAGACAUCAGAGCUCUCCCAGAGAGAUUUGAAAGAGGAGGAACAAGAAGACACCAAAAGAAAGCUCGAUGACAAGAGAAACACUCCGGGUGAAAAACCUGACGAAAGAGAAAAACAGCUGGUCAAUGGCUUUGAAGACGAAAAACUAGCCACGGGGAUUCCUCAGGAGAAGAUUAAUCAGGGUGACGAGAACAAGCGUGAGGAUCAUCUUCAAAACAACGAUAUCCAAAAGGACGACUCUGGCGAGGGAAUUGGACCUCAGCCUAAACCAAUCUUUCUUGAGGAUGGAAAGACUUCGAACAACGCCAGUGACCGAAUUGGCCUCGAUCCAGGGCUGGGGAAUAAUCUCAAUGAUAAGAAAAUUGUCGGAGAACAAGGAAAAGAAGAUACUUUGGCAGGAGGAAUAGAUGAAGUCUACACUGGUUCAGGUUUACCAGCUAAACGUCCGGAUGACGGAGCAUUACAAUGA
Messenger RNA from Stylophora pistillata, 4071 nucleotides. RefSeq names its product trichohyalin-like. NCBI's taxonomy places the organism in Eukaryota, Metazoa, Cnidaria, Anthozoa, Scleractinia, Pocilloporidae. The record is from RefSeq and is a predicted model, not a curated record.